Messenger RNA from Pleuronectes platessa (European plaice), 3408 nucleotides. Its product is annotated as cadherin-24. Gene Ontology annotation, cellular component: adherens junction; plasma membrane; catenin complex. Gene Ontology annotation, molecular function: calcium ion binding; cadherin binding. Gene Ontology annotation, biological process: adherens junction organization; homophilic cell-cell adhesion; cell-cell junction assembly. The record is from RefSeq and is a predicted model, not a curated record. The coding region runs from base 1 to 3408 and encodes 1135 amino acids. Lineage: Eukaryota; Metazoa; Chordata; Actinopteri; Pleuronectiformes; Pleuronectidae. The transcript is spliced from 15 exons.
AUGUGUUGUUCUCCCACGUUGGAUCAUUUCAGCUCCGUUACACCGGGAGGACCCACGAGAUGUAGUGAGUGUGCGCGAGAGUGCGCAACGCUUGUGUCUGGUGCGCGCCACUCACCUGCACCUCACGCGCAGCAGGGGGCACGCUCGCUUAUUCAACGCCUCCGGAGGAGCUGGCUGUGGAACCAGUUCUUUGUGAUCGAGGAGUACAGAGGACCGGAGCCUGUGCUCAUCGGACGGCUGCACACGGACAUGGACAGCGGAGACGGCCACACCAAGUACAUGUUGGAGGGAGAGGGGGUGGGCUCCGUGUUUGUUAUCGACGGCAACACGGGCAACAUACAUGUCACCAAGUCCCUGGACCGCGAGGAGAAGGACCAGUACCGUCUCGUCGCCACAGCGACAGACCGACAGACCGGCCGAGCCCUGGAGCCCUCCUCCCAGUUCAUCAUCAGAGUGCAGGACAUCAACGACAACCCGCCCAUCUUUCCCAGUCAAACCUACGUCGCCAUGGUGCCGGAGAUGGCCAACAUUGGCACCUCCAUAAUCCAAGUCACUGCCAGAGAUGCUGAUGAUCCCACGUAUGGAAACAGUGCCCGGCUGGUGUACGCCAUCACUCAGGGACAGGACUAUUUCUCUGUGGAUGCUCAGACAGGCGUCCUGCGAACAGCCGUGCCUGACAUGGACAGGGAGACCCGGGAUGAGUAUCUGGUCGUCCUCCAGGCCAAAGACAUGGGGGGGCAUCUGGGCGGUUUAUCCGGGACCACAACCGUCACCGUGAAGCUGAGCGAUGUCAACGACAACCCCCCUCACUUCAGGCGGAGCGCGUGGUCGUUCUCUGUGUCUGAGCUGGCAGCACCGGGUGUGGAGGUGGGCCGGCUCACUGCCGCGGACCCUGAUCUGGGAGAAAACGCGCUGCUGGAGUUCACUAUCCUGGACGCGGAGGAGGCCGAGAUAUUCAACAUAACAGCGAGAAACCGAGAGGGCAUCAUCGAGCUCAACAAGCUGCUGGAUUACGAGACCCGCAACUCAUAUACUUUCUCCGUGGAAGUUGCCAACCCUGUAGUGGACGCCCGGUACCUAAGGAAAGGUCCCUUUAAGGACCAGGCGACGGUCCGGGUCAUGAUCCUCAACGCUGAUGAGCCCCCGCAGUUCUCCCAGACUCGGUACCAUCUGGACGUGUCUGAGAACUGCCCCCCUAUCUGCUCUGUGGGCCGGGUCUCUGCCGUCGACCCGGACACGGGACAAAGCUCCAACAUCAGGUACUCCAUUGAUCCACAGUCGGACCCCGAGGCUCUGUUCCGCAUCGCCUCUGACACGGGCUCCAUCAACACGGUGAUGGAGCUGGACCGCGAGCUGGAGCAGUGGCACAACAUCACCGUCAUCGCCACACAGAGGGACAAUCCCAAUCUUGUGUCAAGGGUUGUGGUUGCCAUAGAGACACUAGACCAGAAUGACAAUGCCCCGGAGCUGGACAGGCAGUACUCCACAUCUGUGUGUGACUCCAGUGUCCCCGGUCAGGUAGUUCAGGUUCUGCGAGCCAUCGACAGGGACCAGGGAGGACAGGACACGCCGAUCCACUUCAACAUCCCCCCAGAGUCCAGCUCUGCCCUCAAUCUCACCAUCAGGGAAUCUGGAGGUGUGACAGCCAGCCUGGUGCUCCAGUCAGCUUUGGACCCCCUCCCUGGCUUCUCCUCAUCCUUACUCACCCUCUACGUGCCGGUGGUGCUACGUGACGGGGCCUCGGGUCUGACCAACACUGGCACCGUCACUGUGACCAUUUGCCCCUGUUUGCGAGGGGGCAUGCAGACGGAGGAUAGGGGGAGACAGAGGGACAGGCGAUGGGAGAGACACAUGGUUUGUCUGCCCAUGCCGUCCGCCUCUCCGUCUCUCAUAUUCAGUUUGGUCACCUUGCUCGCCAUGCUGGCUUGUGUCACCACUCUGCUGGUGGUCUGUGCACUCUCGCUGUCAUUGCGCCAUCAGAAGCGAGACUCCCACUCACCCUUCGAGGAGGAUGAUGUCAGGGAGAACAUCAUAUCCUAUGAUGACGAGGGGGGAGGGGAAGCGGACACCGCAGCUUUUGACAUUACAGCCCUGCAGAGCAUGCACAGAAUGCAGCACAUGCACAACAGAAACAUAUGGUACACCCAGCAGAAUCCGCCGAGGGCCAGGGCGUACAGCUGGAGCCGUAACCCGCGCCCCGGCCUGGCCCCUCAGCAGAGGCCGGGCUCUGCCCCGCUCUACGGGCGCCUCUGCUACGGCAUCCACACGCUGCCCGUUCUCCGGGAUUAUCCAGCCGGGCCACUGGAGGCAGGGCUGCAGUUAACACAGCUGACCCACGGGCUCACCGGAGGUCAUAUUGGCAAUUCCCUAGUCAUCCAGAACCAGAGCACCUUUGAGCCGCUGCUGCACUCUCCUGAGACGAGCCCUGCUAGUUACGAAGCAGAACACAUUCUGGCGAAGAGCAAUAUUACCGACAGAAAUAAAGGCAGUGAAGCGAAUGAAGAAGCAGAUACAAAAGAGAAUCUGGAUCAGGCCAAGACAAACCCAACAGAAGCAGUGCUGGCACCAGCCGACGACGCUGCUAAACUGACCUACUCCGACCCAAAUGAGUCUUCUCUCCAAAGUCACGCCAGCUCCUCAUCAAACCAGCAUGAGGGGCGGCCGGGGUCAUCGCAGACUCAGAUCAGCACGGGAGCCACCAGCUGCACCCUGGAUGACAUUGAUACUGAUUGCUCCAUUCCCUCGGUCUCAGAGAGAAAUUAUUCAAACGCUAGUCAGAUUCACUCUGUGAACCCUCCUGUUUACCUGACAUCAGACACGUACAGCAUCGUGGGCUCGCUCAAUCCCAACAGCAGAGGGACGUGUAUGAAUGGGACGAGCAGCGGCGUGUUGUACCCAGCGGGGGUGCAGCUACUGAACACGUGCAGUCUCCAGAGAAAGGAUUUGACCCCGCAACCUUUGCCCUUACCUGGGGGCGUGUUUGGCAGCAGCAGAGGCUGGCCGUUCAGGGCGGAGCCUGCGACGGCUGAAGCCUCCAACCCGCAGCCUCUCUGUAUGGAGGACCUCCUGAACUUCCGCCUGAAUCAGGUCACCUUUGACCUGUCACAGCCUCCCUAUGACUCACUGCAGACUUAUGAGUUUGAGGGCCGUGAUUCAAGAGCUGAGUCACUGAGCUCGCUGGAGAGCGACAGGGAAAAGGACGAUGGGCGGGUGGUGGGAGGGAUGGAGGAGUUGAACCAGAAGUUUCAGAGGCUGGUGGAGAUCAUCCGAGAGAGGGAGAGGGAGAAGGAGGCGGAGAGAGGAGAGAUGCGGGCGGCUGAGGAAGCUGAGACCGCAGAGGCCGCUCUGAGCGAGCCUCAUAAACAAACAGAGAACCAGAAAAAGGAAAUACAGAGAUGGGAUUUCUAG